Nerophis ophidion (straightnose pipefish) is the source of this 2225-nucleotide messenger RNA. It is a transcript of the gene dnajb9a, whose product is annotated as DnaJ heat shock protein family (Hsp40) member B9a. The transcript is spliced from 3 exons. The coding region runs from base 147 to 779 and encodes 210 amino acids. The record is from RefSeq and is a predicted model, not a curated record. Gene Ontology annotation, molecular function: misfolded protein binding; protein-folding chaperone binding. NCBI's taxonomy places the organism in Eukaryota, Metazoa, Chordata, Actinopteri, Syngnathiformes, Syngnathidae. Gene Ontology annotation, cellular component: endoplasmic reticulum.
CUUCCGGUUGCCAUACUGCCCAUGUCAAUAACCAACGAAGAAGAGAUGCUUGCAAGAAUGGCGCCAUGUCGCGCUAACAUCGUCAUUAUUAAAUACUAAUCACACUCCACCAUCUCGGCGUGCACUUGUCUCAUUAAAGGCGAGCAAUGGCCAACGCACAGUCCGCCUUAAAGCUGGCCGUGUGCCUCCUGGUGGUCACAGAGCCGCUUCUGGCCAAGAAGAAUUACUACCACAUCCUGGGAGUGCCUGAGGACGCCACCGAGCGGCAGGUAAAGAAAGCUUUUCACAGGCUGGCCAUGAGGUAUCACCCUGACAGGAACAACAGUCCGGAUGCAGAAGCCACAUUCAGGGACAUCGCUGAAGCUUACGAAACUUUAUCAGAUGCAACCCGAAGAAGCGAGUAUGACCGCUUUGGUGGCAGCGCUCCUUUUUCCAGCGGUGGCACGCAGCAGAGGCAGAGAGCCCACCAGUCUUUCAGCUUCAAAUUCGACGACAUAUUCAAGGAUUUUGACAUCGACAGCCACAACCGGCACGCCCGCCACAGAAGACACUUUGACGAGCACUCCUCACGAGAGCCGCACGGCCGACGCAGGAGACAUUUUCAAGGGGCGGGUUUCUUCGACGACGUGUUGGACGACGUAGAGCGAACGUUCACCUUGCACACACAGCCCAAACAGAGCCAGAAUGUUUUCCACGGCACGUCCAAGCAGCACUGCAGGACGGUGACGCAGCGCAGAGGAAAUAUGGUGACCACAUACACGGACUGCACUGCAUCCUAACAUGCACACUGCAAAAAGUGAAAUCUAAGUAAGAUUAAAUAGCUCAAAUAAGGGUGAUAUUUGCUUAUUUUCUGUCUAAUAAGAUCAUUGUUCUCACUAAGCAGAUUUUAUGUUAGUGUUUUACUUGUUUUAAGUUUUGGUCCUAAAUGAUCUCAGUAAGAUAUUACAGCCUAUAGCUGAGAUUUGAUGAGCUAUAUUGAGUAAAACGUGCUUGAAACAAGAAUAUCAACUGAUGCAAAGCUGUGUCAUCAACACUCACAAGUAUAAAACUGCUUUUUUAAAGUGAUAAUUUCUUAUUUCAAGCAUGAAGAAAAAAAUUAUGACUUUGACACAAUUUUGUCUCAAAAUUCAAACGGACGGACUUUGCUGUUUUAUUUUUUUUAAUGAAACAAUGAAAAAUACAUGCUCAUAAAGUAGCAACGUUUGCACAGAACAGUAAACUGACAGUUACAACUUAAACAUUUAAUAUGUCUACAAUUUUGAACAGAAAUACUUCAUGCACAUAUAGAUGAAUUCUUCAAAAUUACAAUUAAAACAUUUUUGGAAGGGUGGCGGCUGUAUGUGUAUAUAUAAUUAUAUGUAUAUAUAUAUAUAUAUACAUAGUUCCUCACACACUAAUUGACUGAAAGAGCACGAACUUAGCGCGAUGAUGUCAUGUUAUCGAUGGAAAAAUGCAUUUUUACACCAUAGACCAUUUCCAUUAAGAACAAUAAAUUAGUUUUUAGUAUAAGUUUGCUGGUUUCAAGAAAUGUAAUGCCAAGCGCAUAUCAUUAUGUCAAGAUAAUUGCACUAGCAUUUACUUAUUUUAAGAAUAUUUUUCAACAUAUUGAGCAAAAAGGUCUGUUUUUUCUACCCAGAAAAGUGCAGUAGUUUUUAGUGAGAAUAUACUUAUUUUAACAUAUUUUUGGGUUCAUUGAAGUUAGCUAAUUUGACAAGCCAAAUUUUCCUGUUCUAUUGGCAGAUCAUUUUGCUUAUUUCAAAUGAAAUUCCCCUAAUAUUUUUUUUUUCCCCUUAUUUUUGAACACUGACUUUUUGCAGUGCAGCAUUUAAAUAUGUCCUACUGAUGUUUGUUGUGAUGAUAAAUCAGAAAGUGCUUGUAAUACAGGAUUAAAUACACCCAUUCCCCAGACUGUACACAGUGGGUGGAUAUAGUGUAGUACUUGAUAGCCCAAAAGAAAAAUAGGAAUGUUGACUGACUUUGACACUGCUCUUUUUAAACGUGGUUGGCAUUUAGUGUAGCCAAACCUGUUAAAAGUCAUUUUGUAAAUAUUUAGUAUUUUGUAAAUAUGUGCCUUCAAUCUAAAAAAACUGACUACUAAAUGCACACACUGUUUAUCUAACAUAAUGUAUGUUACUGUGUUCCUGACCCUGUUGUUUCAAUAUCCGUUGUGCAAUAUUUGUUUUGUUUUGUCAUUUGAUGUAAUCUAAUAAAUUGAAGCACUUUUA